AUGUUUUCUUUGGGAGUAGAGUUUGUUUUUCCUCUGCUCUUGCCCCACAGCUCCGUGAGGUUGGACAGGUGCCAACUCAAACAGCUCGCCUCACCCCUCCCCUUCCUCACCCCUACUCACCCCCUUCCCCUCCUCACCCCUCCCCUUCCUCACCCCUACUCACCCCCUCCUCACCCCCUGCCCCCUCCUCACCCCUCCUCACCCCCUCCUCACCCCCUGCCCCCUCCUCACCCCUCCUCACCCCCUCCUCACCCCUCCUCACCCCCUGCCCCCUCCUCACCCCUCCUCACCCCCUCCUCACCCCUCCCCUUCCUCAUCCCUCCUCACCCCCUCCUCACCCCUCCUCACCCCCUUCCCCUCCUCACCCCCUCCUCACCCCCUCCUCACCCCCUGCCCCCCCUCACCCCUCCUCACCCUCUGCCCCCUUCUCAGACUUAA
This is a messenger RNA of Knipowitschia caucasica, 438 nucleotides long. Lineage: Eukaryota; Metazoa; Chordata; Actinopteri; Gobiiformes; Gobiidae. The record is from the annotation of a GenBank genome assembly.